Striga hermonthica is the source of this 1215-nucleotide messenger RNA. NCBI's taxonomy places the organism in Eukaryota, Viridiplantae, Streptophyta, Magnoliopsida, Lamiales, Orobanchaceae. The record is from the annotation of a GenBank genome assembly.
AUGCUUACCCGUCGAGCCUUUCUCCUCCUUCUCCUCCUCUUCCUCACCGUCUCAACCACUGCCGGCACUAGGAUUCCUUUGACUCACACCAACAGCCCGACGACCCGCCGCCACCUGGCGACUGAACCCCGUGUGCCUGUGACCACCAUCAUCCUCCACUCAUUAUACUAUGUGACCCUCGGCGUGGGCACCCCACCGCAGAGCCAACCCUUGUUCAUCGACACGGGCAGCAAUCUCCUGUGGUUCGAGUGCGAGCCCUGCCCGGAAACCAACUCCGACUGUUUCCCCACGCCCUCGCUCAAUCCGAUAUUCGACCGGACCAUAUCCACUUCUUUAGUCCCCGUUCCUUGCGUCGGCUCAGACGACCCCAAAGCCAUGUUCUGCAGCUACGAGAAUAGCCUCUGCUGCAAUGACGCUGCAGGGGUUUGCACGUACGACUACAGGUACUUUGAUGGGUCCAACACUCAAGGAACCAUUGCCCUCGAGAAUGUCACAGUUGGGGACUCGGUUGUCCCCGGGGUUCCCGUGGGAUGCGCGAUUGCGGCUAAUAACUUCACAACCCCUGCGAACGGGAUUCUGGGCCUGGGUGGUGGGUACCUCUCGCUGGCGAGCCAGUCCAGCGGGACGCUAGGCGGGGCCUUCAGCUACUGUCUCAGCCGCAAUGGAUGGUUGGAAUUCGGGCGGUCGAAUUUCUCCACCGAUGCCCAAUGGACUCCUAUGCUUCACAACCUCAAGCACCCAAGCUACUACUACAUCGGCCUCAUAGGCCUCGCGGUCGACGGGGUACGGGUGGACGGCAUAGACGAGAUGAUUUUUAAGAUGACAGACGAGGGAGAUGGAGGGGUGAUAGUGGACACAGGGACGACGGUCACGACAUUACCUGCGGAAGCCUACAAUAAGCUCCGGGAUGCGUUCAAGAAGGCGAUGGGGAACGUGUCGACCCAGCCGGGUUCCGACACAUGUUAUCAGCUUGAAGGGACGGAGAGGAUACCGAAUAUCACACUUUUCUUUUCUGAUGGGCCGAGAACGAGCAGCUUGACGAACAAGAGACCUCUGUACGGUUUGGACAUUUACGCAUGCUUGGCAUUUGCUGCAAUGGAAUCGAAUAAGGGUCAAAGCGUAAUCGGCAACAUUGUGCAACAAGGCACACGAAUCACUAUCGACAAGGAAAACGAGUAUUUUGGGUUCGGGCCGGACCGUUGUGAUGACUGGUGA